Octopus sinensis (East Asian common octopus) is the source of this 429-nucleotide messenger RNA. RefSeq lists its product as uncharacterized. Bases 1 to 429 code for a protein of 142 amino acids. NCBI's taxonomy places the organism in Eukaryota, Metazoa, Mollusca, Cephalopoda, Octopoda, Octopodidae. The transcript has a single exon. The record is from RefSeq and is a predicted model, not a curated record.
AUGAACGAAAUUUGGCAUCGUGGUUUUAUCAAGUACCGGCAGAAAAAUGCUUUAGUCCUCAACGGCAUACAUGCUGACAUAAGUGCUAUAUUAGGGGAUGACGCUCCAGCUUUAUCAACAGUGCAAAAGUGGGCAGCUGAAGUUAGGAGGGAAGGGGAGAAACUUGAAGAUGACCCAAAGUAUGGACGUCAUGCAACUUCUACCAACGAGGAAAAAAUCGAUCGUCUUCCCCACAUGAUGGAUGACAAGCGACUGAUUUUAAAUCAAAUAGCCAAUGUUAUUAGUAUAUCCUGUGAGAGAGCUGAGAAUAUUCUGCGCAAUGAACUUGGCAUGACGAAUGUUUCUGCUCGGUGGACGCCACGUUUUCUGACACCUGAUCAAAAGCGAACCAAGCAGAUCACAUCACGGGAAAAUUUGAUAUCGUUUUGA